AGCCAUGUCGAUAUCAAUGCCGCCUUCGCGAAUCUAUCUCUGCGCAGCACGCCUGGAGAGCCCGACGAGGAUACCUGUCUGGCCCACCUGAAGUUGUUGUUCGCCAUCCAGUCCAUGAAGGACGAUGUCGGCUACACGGAUGGUCUCUGGGGUCUCUGGGACACUCUGGCCGACAACGACGAUCUCGACCUCGACGACGUACCGUCCGACGACCUCCUCCCAGGCGCACCUACUACGAGCAAGAAGGACGCAGACCCCGACCAGCAGAGGAAAGUCAGGCUGAGCAAACUUCGCGAAAAGCGGUGGGCCCUCUUCGUCGCCCGGGCUGUCGACCGGUACGAGUCCUGGUGGAAUCACCUGCCCAAGACGUUGCUGCGCGAGGAGGAUAUGUAUGAGGGCACAUCUUCAGCAUAUUCUGUAUUUGUAGAAGAGAGGAGAUAUAUUCAGUGGGCAGAGUCCAUGCUGCCCCCGCUGGAUGUCUUGAUGGUGUGGCAUGCCCAUAUGCUGAACCCGCGAGCCUACCUCGAAGACACCCUGCGCAUCGGCGUGUCCCUGUUCUGGGCCACUGGCAUGCCCUGGGGACCUGUGUCCUCCGCCAUCGAUAACGACUUCAACUAUAAUCCCUCCGACGACGCCAAGGCCUCCUUCGUUGCCAAGACGGGCCGCGCCUGGGACAACGCCGAGGACUCCCUGACAAAGAACAUCAAGUGUCCGGCCUGCCAGGCACCUCUCGAGAUCCCCUGGACCACCUGUGGCAGGGACGAGGCUGGAGGAGGACCGCCCCCCUCUGGUUUGGUCGGCAACGGCUACGGCGAUGGCGAGCUCCUCUGGUCCUGCCACCACUGCGCUGUCAAGGUUGACAAGAAGCUCUUGUCUGUGGCCAAGUUCGUCAAGGACGCCCAGUCGCUCGUGGUGAACUCUACUACCAUGCCCGGUACCGUGCUCGAGCCCACCACAGGCGUGCCCAAGCCUAUCCCCGCCGCCUUCAAGUCUGGCAGCUACCCCUGGCCGCGAACCUUUCCGAACCGCCUGAUCCGGCAAAAGCUCAUCGUCCCAAUUGCAGAGCUCAUCCGGCCAGGCAUGUCACCCAACCCCACGAUGGAGACAGUCCGGGACCUCAUCGAGCAGGUGCUCAGCGACCGCACGGCCAUUCGCCAAGUCGAGGGCGGGCAGCUCUUCAGGAGCCACGUCCUUCCCGCCACCUCGAGGAUCUGUGUGCGCAAGAUGAUGUCGCGCUACUGGGAGAACUCCAGUCCCUUCGCCCUCGACCUCGGCGGUGCCGUCAUGAGGCAGGGCAUCUUCACUGCCAAGAUGUUCCAGAUCGACUGGCUGCACAGCCCCAACGCCCGCGGCACCAUGGCCCGCCUCGUCAAUAAGUAUCACCGGUUCAUGACCCUGAUGCGUGACCACCCCAACAAGACCUGCGUCCCGACCCUCGAUAUCGACCUGGCCUGGCAUACGCACCAGCUUGCACCGUACGCCUACUACCGGUACACGAUCACGUCAACGGUCGACCACAAGUUCGUUGACCACGACGACAAGAUGGCCGAGGACAAGCUGGCGACGGGCUUCGACUGGACCACGCGGGCCUACCAGGACAAGUACGGCGAGGUCUACAGCGAGUGCACCUGCUGGUACUGCGAGACCAUCCGCUCCAGCAACACGGGCAGCGUAUCUCGGAUGCUGGGCAUGUCAACGCAGGAAAAGGUCGCGCAGAACUUUCACGACUCGGGCCGUGCCAAGCUCUGCCCGCCAGACAAGAGCGCGCACAUCUCAGCCCAUAACGCAGUCCGCCAGCAGUCGUCAGACGCCCGAGACACGGUGCGGGACUAUCUGCGAGAGCGGCAGUACCGCCAGCUCGAGCUCGACUACCAAAAGGCGUGCAAGCGUGCCCAGAAGAAGGGCAGGACGCUCCCUCCCCGUGAUGAGUAUUACAACCACUGGGGGUAUAGCUACUACAUGUACUCGCCCUUCCUGUUCCCCAUGUAUUUCACCCCAGGCCUCUACUAUGGAUGGAAUCCAGGCUUCAUUGGAGGCGGCGCGGGCGCAUGGGGAGGUUGCGCACAAGGAUCCUGCUCGGCAGGCGUGGCAGCUGGCGCAUGUGGCGGACCUGGUGGUUGC
Molecule: messenger RNA, 2121 nt
Organism: Cryphonectria parasitica EP155
Lineage: Eukaryota; Fungi; Ascomycota; Sordariomycetes; Diaporthales; Cryphonectriaceae
Exons: 2
Source: RefSeq, a predicted model, not a curated record